UUUGAAACUCAAAAAAUGUAUGUUAUAUCUCCACAGAGUGAUGCACGACUUUCAGCGGCUGAGACGUUACCGUCAGGCUCACCGCCGCGAAAUCGCACAAAUUGUCCCUCCAAGAGAGGGAGCGCGAUAUGGCCGCGCGGGAGGCGCGAUGUGCGACUAUCGAAUCGAAACAUGCUGCGCUGAUAGCACAACGAGAUACCGAAAUCGCAUCGUUACGGGAGCAUCUCGCUGAAAUGCAGGCGUCGGUGACGGCGCAAAUCCAUCAUGCCAUCUCCAAACGUGAAGACGAACUGCGCGCUGCUGUGCUUCGUCGGGAAGAGGAAGUGGCGGAAGCCAUGGGGAGACGUGAAGAGGAAAUAAUGGAGGCAGUGCGGAGACGUGAAGCAGAGGUGGAAGAGGCGUGGCAGCGACGAGAAGUGGAGAUUCGGGAGGAGUGCGCGAGGGAGAUGGAGGAGCGAUGGAAUGACGAGUGGGAGAAGCUCGAGAACAUGCGGGUGGAGGUCGAGGAACGAAUGACGAUGGUGGAAGAUGUACAAAAGCGAGGCGGUAAGCGCAAUCGCAGAAUCAACGCUGCUUGCUGUCUGACCUUCUCAUCGCUCCUUAGUCGGCAAGAAGGAGAAGUCGCCGCUGGAGGAAGUCAAGAACAUCCUUGCACCCCUUGCACAGCUGACGAAAGAAUCACAGCCCGUUGAACAAACCCCUGCUCGCGCUGCUUCACGUCGACCGAUCUCCGCCUUCGAAACCCCUCUCAAUCGCGCCGCCGUUAGAUCUAGUUUCCCGCCGCCAUCCGCGAUGAAAGGCGUGAUCCUGACGGAGACAGGUGAGCCCCUUGCGACGCCCACCCCAGCCGAGCUGGCCAAGUGGUUUGUCGAGUCGCCAAAGGGCGGCCUCGGCUUUGCCCAGAUCUUUGAUUUUGACAAGGAUGAGGAGGGGGAAGACGAGGGCGACCGCACACUCAGAUCGCCGUCGAAAUUUGACAGGGCAAAGUCGCUGCCUGUCGUCGGAAUGGGAUCAACACUGGCCUCUCAAAUGCCGGCUCCUCAGGACGAGAAGAAUCAGGCACCCGCCGCGCGCGUUCGGAGAACCUCUAUGAUACGGGCAUCGACAUCGCAUCCCAAGCUCUCCGAGUCAAGGCAGUCAGCCGCAUCGACUUCCUCCUCUUCCUCCUCCGCUUCUUCGUCAUCGUCGGUUGCACGCGCACCGACGCCGUCAGUGCCGCUCACGACUGCCACGUUAAGCGCCGGCCGUCCGCAGACGAGUCGAUCGGCAUCAACGCCCGCUGCGCCUCCCGUGUAUGACUUUACGGACGAAGACAACCUGCCGAGUCCGUUCCUCAAGAGGAUCGACCGCGAGAGGAUGGCGGCGACGGCUGCCGCGAGCAUCGCUCCCUCCAACAGGACCAAGAGCGCGCCGGCUGCGCCGGUGCGCGCGAAGCGGCCGAGUGGGGGCAAUCUACUUCGGGCCGUCGCUGCAGCGAACAGCAUCGCGAGCGCAACGGUCAGUCGAACAGCAUCGAGCGGCGGGGCGCUGGGGACGCUCCGAAGCGCAUCGGGAGGCUCGACUCUGAGCAGGCCUCCGAUCCGGCGAACGGGCGACGACGCACGGAAAAUGCUGGCGCGCACAUGACUCUCGGUGCACCUUGACCCACGGAUUCUUUGUUGCAUACUUCGACCUGACUUUUUUUAUUAUGCAUGUGCAUUUGUAUAUUUAUUUGCAUUGGCUUAUAUCCACUGGGUCAUAAUGGGCAUCGUUGCAUCUAGUACUUCAUUAUGUAGGGGCUUUGGGUAUUCGUUCAAACCGAUAUUAGGUGCAAUGAUAAUACAGGC
Molecule: messenger RNA, 1826 nt
Organism: Heterobasidion irregulare TC 32-1
Lineage: Eukaryota; Fungi; Basidiomycota; Agaricomycetes; Russulales; Bondarzewiaceae
Exons: 1
Coding region: 793-1626 (277 amino acids)
Source: RefSeq, a predicted model, not a curated record